GGGUCUCUCCCGCCGCAGCAGGAUGCCGAGUGCCGCCGGCCAGGGCCAGGGCCAGGACCGCCGCCCGGAGAGCGAAGAGUCGUCGGCGGCCGAUGAUUAUGCUAAGGAAAGAUAUGGAGUGUCAUCAAUGAUACAAUCCCAAGAGAAACCAGAUAGAGUUUUGAUUCGAAUAAAAGACUUGACAGUGGAGAAGGCUGAUGAAGUGGUUUGGGUUCGUGGCAGAAUUCAUACUAGCAGAGCUAAAGGGAAGCAGUGUUUCUUAGUCCUGCGUCAGCAGCAGUUUAAUAUCCAGGCUCUUGUGGCUGUGGGACAGCAUGCAAGCAAGCAGAUGGUAAAGUUUGCUGCCAACAUCAACAAAGAGAGCAUUGUGGAUGUAGAAGGCGUUGUGAGGAAAGCACAUCAGAAAAUCGGAGGCUGUACUCAGCAAGAUGUUGAGCUUCACGUUCAAAGGAUCUAUGUGAUCAGUUUAGCUGAACCCCGACUGCCCUUACAGCUGGAUGAUGCUGUUCGGCCAGAAGUGGAAGGAGAGGAGGAUGGAAGAGCUACUGUAAACCAAGAUACAAGACUGGACAACAGAGUCAUUGAUCUGAGGACUUCCACUAGUCAGGCAAUCUUCUGCCUUCAGUCUGGUAUUUGUCAGCUUUUCCGAGAAACUCUUAUUCGCAAGGGAUUUGUGGAAAUUCAGACUCCCAAAAUCAUUUCAGCUGCCAGUGAAGGAGGAGCCAAUGUGUUUACUGUAUCAUACUUCAAAAGCAGUGCCUACCUGGCUCAGUCCCCACAGCUGUAUAAGCAGAUGUGUAUAUGUGCUGACUUUGAAAAGGUUUUUUGCGUUGGGCCAGUAUUUAGAGCUGAGGACUCCAAUACACACAGACACCUGACUGAGUUUGUUGGUCUGGAUAUUGAAAUGGCUUUUAACUAUCACUAUCAUGAAGUGGUAGAUGAGAUUGCAGAUACCUUGGUGCAGAUGUUCAAGGGACUUCAGGAAAGAUUCCAAACUGAAAUUCAGACAGUGAACAAACAGUUCCCUUGUGAGCCAUUUAAGUUUUUGGAGCCAACUCUGAGACUGGAAUACCGUGAAGCUGUGGCCAUGCUUAGAGAGGCUGGUGUUGAGAUGGGUGAUGAAGAAGAUCUGAGCACACCUAAUGAAAAGCUCCUGGGACGCCUGGUAAAGGAAAAGUAUGACACAGACUUCUAUAUUCUUGACAAAUAUCCUCUUGCUGUGAGGCCUUUCUAUACAAUGCCAGACCCAGUAAACCCUAAAACCUCUAACUCUUAUGAUAUGUUCAUGAGAGGGGAAGAGAUCUUGUCUGGAGCUCAGAGAAUUCAUGAUCCUCAGCUGCUGACAGAAAGAGCCCAGCAUCAUGGCAUCGAUUUGGAGAAGAUAAAGGCUUAUAUCGAUUCCUUCCGUUUUGGUGCACCUCCACACGCAGGUGGUGGAAUAGGGCUGGAAAGAGUAACCAUGUUGUACCUAGGGCUGCAUAAUGUUCGUCAGACCUCCAUGUUCCCACGGGAUCCCAAACGACUGACACCCUAACAUGAGCUGCUUCUGAAAGUUUGAGAUGAUUUGUCCUGCAAAUAUGAUAUGAUUGCAAGCAUAUUCCCUGCUAUUGAUGAACCUGUAUUGAUUUGAGCAUUAUAAUAUGCAAUAAAAAAAAAAAAAUCUCA
Molecule: messenger RNA, 1665 nt
Organism: Gymnogyps californianus (California condor)
Lineage: Eukaryota; Metazoa; Chordata; Aves; Accipitriformes; Cathartidae
Gene: DARS1
Product: aspartyl-tRNA synthetase 1
Exons: 16
Coding region: 23-1534 (503 amino acids)
Biological process (GO): aspartyl-tRNA aminoacylation
Cellular component (GO): aminoacyl-tRNA synthetase multienzyme complex; cytosol; cytoplasm
Molecular function (GO): RNA binding; aspartate-tRNA ligase activity; ATP binding
Source: RefSeq, a predicted model, not a curated record